Molecule: messenger RNA, 1572 nt
Organism: Plasmodium malariae
Lineage: Eukaryota; Apicomplexa; Aconoidasida; Haemosporida; Plasmodiidae
Gene: ERA
Product: GTPase Era, putative
Exons: 1
Coding region: 1-1572 (523 amino acids)
Biological process (GO): ribosomal small subunit assembly
Molecular function (GO): GTP binding; ribosomal small subunit binding; rRNA binding
Source: RefSeq, a predicted model, not a curated record
AUGUGCUUUCCUGGCCUAGUAGGACCAAACAGCAGAUGGGGAAUUUUUUUUUUAUCUGUUCGUAAUUUUUCUAUAUUAGAAAGAUACAUAAGAGCAAAACCACAUUCUAAUGAAUUAAAAAUAAGCCAAGUAAAUGCGGAUGAAGAAAGAAAAGAGGAAAAUAAAAAAAAAGAAAGUAAAUACUACCCACCUAAUAUAACUCGAGGAGUAAUACCGAAAAGUGCUUAUAUUAAUACAUGGAAAAUACCAGAACAACCAGAAAAUCCGAAAUUUCUUAAAAUUGCUCUAAUAGGUGCACCAAAUGCAGGUAAAAGUUCUCUAUUAAAUUCAAUACUUAACAAAACCAUUUCAGCAGUUUCACCAAAAAUUAAUACAACCAAACAAGAUAUAAAGGGAGUAUAUACUAAGGAUAAUGUUCAGCUAAUAUUUAUUGACGCCCCUGGUAUUAUUCCAUCUCAUAAAAAAAAAAACUUUUGUAAAGAAUUGGUGAGUUAUGCUUGGAAGGGGUAUGAAGAAGCAGACCUCGUUUUAUUUAUUGCAGACACAGUAAAACGUCCAACGUAUGACAUUCUUAAUAUAGUUCGAAUGUUAGCACCAAAAAAUGUAGUACCAUAUUGCAGUGACAGUGAGAGUGAAAGUGAGAACUGUAAUGAGAGUGGAAGUGGGAACCAAGGCUAUUGUGGAGCGGAAAGAAACCCUCCUUCAAGUGUACUAUACAGUGAUAAUGAUAAAUAUAAAGAAAAUUUCAACCAAUAUGAUGUUAAUAACUAUGAUGAAAACGAAUUUGAACAAAAUGAUAAAAUCCCACAUGACAAUGAGAAUAACUAUUGGGGCAAUCCAAAUAUGGGGGAUUUUUUAGUAAAUGAAAAUGAUGAUCAGAAAAAGAAAGAUGAGAAGUUUAUUGAAUAUUUUUCCAGUACAAUGGAAAUGGAUUCCAAAUAUAAUGAUAAGAGUGUUAAAAAAAAUUUAUUUGAAAAUAGAAAAAAAAUAAUUGAAUCAUAUCAACACAACACCAUGCGCACAAAAAAUAACGUGAUUAAUGCUGAAAGAAAACAAGUUAUCCCUCCUGUAAUAUUAGUAUUAAAUAAAGUAGAUUUAUGUACACAUAAUAAAUGGGCUAAUGCAAGAGCCAAAGAAUUUAUGAAUAAUGGAAAUUUUGAUAAUAUAUUUUUUAUAUCUGCUAAAUAUAAUAAAGGAAUUGAAGAAUUACUAGAUUAUAUAAUAAAACAUAAAGCAAAAAAUCAAUUUUGGGUAUAUCCCAAAGAUACAAAUACUACUUUAAGCAAAGUACAAAUUGUUGAACAGCUAAUAAAUACUUACUUAUAUUGCUGGUUUAAUAAAGAUGUUCCUUAUAAAAUUAAACAUCAUAUGUUAUCAUGGUGUGUUAACUUAAAUAACUGUCUUAUAAUUGAAUAUCAAAUCAUAGUGAAAAGUGCAAAAGUAGCCAAGAUGAUUUGUGGUGUACACAACAAGCUAAUAAUUAAUAUGCGAAAAAAUGUAUCUUAUAAAUUGACUAAAUUGUGGGACCAAAAUGUGUACGUACACAUUCAUGUAAAGUCUGUCAACGUGUAA